UGGUAGGUUGAGUUACUCUUGGAGGAAGUAAAACGGGCAUCCAUGAUACUCACCACCAAGAAACCGAUGGCAAUAAACAACUGUAGAUAAUAUAAAUAAUAUACAGUAUUACAGUACUCCAAACUGACUUUCCUUGACUGACGUCAUUGCUAAUGGCGGCCACCCUGGAUUUUCGAACCCAUGUUGACCAGUCGUGCAGAUAUUCGGAGGAAUUUGUCAACAUUUACUAUGACUGUGUGGAUAAGAAGAGAAGGAACCUGACCCGACUGUACUUGGACAAGGCAACCUUGGUGUGGAAUGGAAACACCGUGUCAGGACUAGACGCCCUGGGCGAGUUCUUUGAGGCACUACCUUCAAGCGAGUUCCAAGUUCACACGCUGGAUUGCCAACCAGUUCACGAACAAGCAACCCAAGGCCAGAUGACCCUGCUCGUAGUGACUGGCGGUACCGUGAAGUUUGAGGGGAACAAGCUGCGUUUCUUCAACCAGAACUUCCUUUUAACGGCUCAGGCUUCACCCAACAACGAGCAGCCAGUGUGGAAGAUUGCGAGUGACUGUUUUCGUUUUCAAGACUGGAACAGCUGAUGCUUUCUUCAGCGUAACUGUCCAAUGGUUGUAUUUUUGUAAUAAAAGAAUUCCAAGUUUGAAUAUGAAAAAGGUAUUUAUUCUCAGGAAAAAGCUUGAACAAGGCCUGUGAUCCUAACAGCACUAUGUGCAUUAUACAAACAAGUCCAUAAAUUGGUGUUUCCACACAUAGAAAUACAUAUAAAACACUCCUAUAUUGACAUGGUCAUUUUCCCCUUUACACCAACUUGUUCAUAAUCCUGUAAACUCAAGAAAAAACAUGAUCUAUAUUACUGUCAGCUGAAAAACUUUGCUACUGCCGUAAAGCACAUCCACGGUUCAUCCUGCUCUUAAAACAAGAUGCUGAUGAGACGAGCGUGUCUCCAAGUGCAACAACCCACUUUUGGCAGUUUGAUUAAAUAAAACA
Molecule: messenger RNA, 990 nt
Organism: Doryrhamphus excisus (bluestripe pipefish)
Lineage: Eukaryota; Metazoa; Chordata; Actinopteri; Syngnathiformes; Syngnathidae
Gene: nxt2
Product: nuclear transport factor 2-like export factor 2
Biological process (GO): nucleocytoplasmic transport
Source: RefSeq, a predicted model, not a curated record